AUGGUCAUUGAAAAUCUACAGAUGACGCCCCAGACUGCGCCGGCUGGUGCGGGCCGGAGCGUUUCAGACAGGCUCGUUCACAGCGGCUGGCUCUCCCAGACCCCCUUCGCCCUCCGCGCAGCCUCCCCCGCAGUGGCCACUAAGGACGUUUCCGACGAGCUGGAGCAUGCUACUGGACUUGAGAGAGAGGAGCUGGCCGCUGAACUGGAGGGGAAGGAGCGUUUUGAGCUGGAACCUCCUCGCGGACCCUUCGGAACAGAGGAUGCUCCUGCGAUUGUGGAGGCUCAGUUCGACGAGCGUCUCGUCGGCUGCUCUGGCGGGGUUGGCGAGGAGGAGCAUGAUGUGGUGUGGUUCAAGCUCGCAAAGGACUCCAACCACUCCUGCAGCGUCUGCGGCCAAGUCUUCAAGGUAACAAUGGAGGCAUGCUGGGACUGUUUUCUUCGCAUCAUUCCUGCAGCGUCUUGA
Closterium sp. Yama58-4 is the source of this 465-nucleotide messenger RNA. Lineage: Eukaryota; Viridiplantae; Streptophyta; Zygnematophyceae; Desmidiales; Closteriaceae. The record is from the annotation of a GenBank genome assembly.